GUGGCGACGUGCGCGCGCGCGGAGCGAGCGAACGCAUCGGUGGCGAGCGAAAAGAUCAAGCGCGGCGCGAGGGAGUUUAUCAGAGGCGACGUCAGAGGCGCGAUCGACGCGUUCGACGACGCCAUCGCGAGCGAUGAGAGGUUUAGCGCGUACAUGUGGCAGCGCGGGCUGGCGCUGUACUACGCGGGGGCGUACGAGGAGGCGGCGAAGCAGUUUCGACUGGACGUGGCGCAGAACCCGAACGAUACGGAGGAGAGCGUGUGGUGCUUCGCCUCGGAGGCGAUGGAUCCGGAGAAAGGGAUCGCGUACGCGAGAGAAAAUAUGUUGAUCACCGGUCGGGAUUCGAGACCGGUGAUGUCGAGCGUUUUCGCGCUGUUCGCGGAGGGAUCGGAAGAGGCGGCGACGCGCCUGCGCGAAGCCGGACGCUCGAACGCGAGCGAUGAGUUUUAUAGCGCGUUAUAUUUGGGGUUAUUUUAUGAGAUUAAUGGUGACGAGGAGCGCGCUCGACGAGAGAUCGAGCGCGCGAAUCGCACGGCGUACGCUCGAUUGAGCGGGGAUUACAUGACGGAUGUGGCUCGCGUGCACGCGAAGACGAGAAGUUGGUCAUAG
Messenger RNA from Ostreococcus lucimarinus CCE9901, 609 nucleotides. RefSeq lists its product with no specific name. The transcript has a single exon. The record is from RefSeq and is a predicted model, not a curated record. Gene Ontology annotation, cellular component: chloroplast. Lineage: Eukaryota; Viridiplantae; Chlorophyta; Mamiellophyceae; Mamiellales; Bathycoccaceae. Gene Ontology annotation, molecular function: protein binding. The annotation marks the transcript as partial.